AUGUCAAAUCAAGGAACAAUAUAUAGUAUACCAAAUAGCAAGAAACCAACUAAUAAUAAAUUGCCCAAUUUAUUAAUACCAUCACCAGUUUCAAUUAAUAAAUCAGAUCAAACCUACAAACAACCUAGACGAAAACCACCACCGAUAGAUUUUCUGAGAAUUCAUGGGGCGUAUUCAAAUACACCAGAUACUAUAUCGCCCAAUCCAUCUAGUGGAACACAUAGUGGUAUACAGAGCGCCACUAGUGACAUACUGGAGAAUUUAAGAGCACACAAUAUUGGAAAUAAUACUAAGCAGAAUAACGAACAGUGUAAGAAUAAUGAACAGAGUAAGAAUAAUAACGAUGAGAUACAGAAAAGAGUAGAAGAUUUAUCACCGGAUGACUGGAAUAGGUUAGCUAAUGAUAAUCAAAUAAUAGAGCUUAAUAAAUUAGGGGAGGGAAAUGGAGGUAGCGUGUCGAAGUGUACAUUAGUAAACGGAUCACAGAUUUUUGCUUUGAAACUAAUUAAUGCAGACCCCAAUCCAAACAUACAGAAACAAAUAAUAAGGGAGUUACAAUACAACCGAGUGUGUGACUCGCCAAACAUUGUCAAAUAUUAUGGUACAUUCAUGGUAGAGAAGCAACUGAUGAUUGGGAUUUCGAUGGAAUACAUGGGAGGCAGAUCAUUGGAUGCCAUUUACAAACGAGUUAUUGAACUAGAUCCUACAAACAGAAUCAAUGAGAAAGUGUUAGGAAAAGUUGCGGAGUCAAUUUUAACGGGUUUAAACUAUUUGCACCAGCAACGUAUUAUCCACAGAGAUAUCAAGCCAUCGAAUAUUCUUUUGGACAGUGAAGGAAAUAUCAAGCUAUGCGAUUUUGGCGUCAGUGGUGAAGUCGUGAAUUCGUUGGCCACUACGUUCGUGGGGACACAGUACUAUAUGGCUCCCGAGAGAAUAAUGGGUAAGCCAUAUACUGUCAGUUGUGAUAUUUGGUCUCUAGGUCUCACAUUGCUCGAAGUUGCAAUUUGCAAGUUCCCGUUCAUUACAGAUGACACCAUGGUCGGACCAAUCGAGCUAUUAUCAUUAAUAUUGGAGUACGAACCAAAGUUGAACGAUAUUCCCGAACAAGGCAUCUUUUGGAGCGAUUCCUUCAAAAACUUCAUAGGUUACUGUUUGAAAAAGAAUAGCGAAGAAAGGCCAAGUCCUAGACAAAUGUUGAGUCAUCCAUGGUGUGUCAGCCAACUGAAAAUUAAAGUCAGAAUGGAUAAAUUUGUCAAGAAAUUAUGGGGCCAAUUGGAUUAG
Messenger RNA from Debaryomyces hansenii CBS767, 1281 nucleotides. RefSeq names its product mitogen-activated protein kinase kinase (gene MKK2). Gene Ontology annotation, molecular function: protein kinase activity; ATP binding. The coding region runs from base 1 to 1281 and encodes 426 amino acids. Gene Ontology annotation, biological process: protein phosphorylation. The record is from RefSeq and is a predicted model, not a curated record. Lineage: Eukaryota; Fungi; Ascomycota; Pichiomycetes; Serinales; Debaryomycetaceae. The transcript has a single exon.